GCCACGCAUGCUUCUCAUUGCAACCAAAACUUGUACCCUGACCUGCAGCUGUACCUUGACCUCCUCUUGUACACUGACCUCUAUCAGUCAGUCCUUUCCUUUGCGAUGUCUGUGUCACUGUAGGGCAUUUCUGACUUCCACUGACCAUGUCUCUUCUCAGAUCUUUGUACGGGCACAGUUUGAGUAUGAUCCGGUGAAGGAUGACCUCAUCCCCUGUAAAGAGGCAGGGAUUCGCUUCAGGGUGGGUGACAUAAUCCAGAUUAUCAGCAAAGAUGACCAUAACUGGUGGCAAGGCAAGCUGGAAAACACCAAGAAUGGCACGGCGGGACUGAUUCCCUCACCUGAACUUCAGGAGUGGAGGGUGGCUUGUAUAGCCAUGGAGAAAACCAAGCAAGAACAGCAGGCAAGCUGUACUUGGUUUGGCAAGAAAAAAAAGCAGUACAAAGACAAAUACCUAGCAAAGCACAACGCAGGUAGAGUUUCCGAUGGGUUUUCUGCACCUUUCCUCUCUGUUCAUACAGGCACCAGCUACAUACUGGUCAAUCAGCUCUUUCUUAUUAGUGAUCUGAUUAGUAAUCUUUAUGUGCCCCAUAAGCAAGAGUAAAAUCAAAUAGUAAGUUUACUGAUGUGGGUGUAUGAUGUCACACAAAAAUAGCGGC
Molecule: messenger RNA, 659 nt
Organism: Sinocyclocheilus grahami
Lineage: Eukaryota; Metazoa; Chordata; Actinopteri; Cypriniformes; Cyprinidae
Product: peripheral plasma membrane protein CASK-like
Exons: 2
Coding region: 8-604 (198 amino acids)
Molecular function (GO): protein binding
Source: RefSeq, a predicted model, not a curated record